GAAAACAGAAGUGACGUGACGGAGGCGGUGCAGUGCGCGGUUUCAAGAUGGCGGUGUCUUAGGCCUCGAACGAGAGGCGAAGGUGAAGGCCUCCUGCCCCUGGCCCGAGGAGAGCGAGGGGGGCGCGCGAGCCGCCGCGGGGCUCAGCCCUGCGGCCCUCCCUGGCUCCGACGAGCAGCCGAAAGGUGAAUUCGAGGAUAUCUCGAGGCUGUUCUUCUCCGCUUCCUCAUCCCUGGCCCCCCACUUCCGGACGCCUGCGCGGUCCUUUUGAAGCAUCCGGGGAGAGAUCCGCCCCCUGGCCUCGGGAGGCGGUGGAGUUCAGCUGAUCCCGGCUUCGCCGUGGGGAGGAGGCCCGCACGGGGUCGGGUUGCUGACCGCUUGGGCUGGUGGAUGUUACACAGUCUGAUGAAAGAGUUUCAGAGUCACUGAGACUUCUGCUGAUACUAGUUUUGGUGUAUUGCUUUGAAUGAAAAAGUUCUCCCCCAACUGACUAAAACAUAUAACCUGUGAAAAUGGGGCGGAGAUCUACAUCAUCCACCAAGAGUGGGAAGUUCAUGAACCCCACCGACCAGGCUCGAAAAGAAGCCCGGAAGAGGGAAUUAAAAAAGAAUAAGAAACAGCGAAUGAUGGUACGAGCUGCAGUACUAAAGAUGAAGGAUCCCAAACAGAUUAUCCGGGACAUGGAGAAAUUGGAUGAGAUGGAGUUCAAUCCAGUACAGCAGCCACAGCUGAAUGAAAAGGUGCUAAAAGAUAAGCGAAAAAAACUUCGUGAAACUUUUGAGCGCAUUCUCCGACUCUAUGAAAAGGAAAAUCCAGAUAUCUACAAAGAACUCCGAAAAUUAGAAGUGGAAUAUGAGCAGAAGAGGGCCCAGCUCAGCCAGUACUUUGAUGCUGUAAAGAAUGCUCAGCAUGUUGAAGUGGAAAGCAUCCCAUUGCCAGAUAUGCCUCAUGCUCCUUCUAACAUCUUGAUCCAAGACAUCCCAUUGCCUGGUGCACAGCCACCCUCUAUUCUCAAAAAAACCUCUGCCUAUGGACCUCCCACCAGGGCAAUUUCUAUACUUCCUCUUCUUGGACAUGGUGUUCCUCGUUUGCCUCCUGGAAGAAAGCCUCCCGGCCCACCCCCUGGGCCACCUCCUCCCCAAGUUCUGCAGAUGUAUGGCCGUAAAGUGGGCUUUGCCCUAGAACUUGCCCCUCGUCGGCGAGAAGAGGAUAUUUUAUAUAGUCCAGAACUUGCUCAUCGAGGUCAUGAUGAUGAUGCUUCCAGCACCAGCGAAGAUGAAGGUUAUCCCGAAGAUAUGGAUCAAGAUAAGCAUGAUGACAGCAGUGAUGACAGUGACACUGACAGGUCAGACGCUGACAGUGAAGGGGAGGAGUUCAUGCAUCGUGAUGAUGAAGAGAGAGAGAACAAUGAGGACAAAAAAUCAGGUCUCAGUGUACGAUUUGCUGAUGUUCCUGGAAAAGCACGAAAGAAGAAGAAAAACAUGAAGGAAUUAACGCCUCUUCAAGCUAUGAUGCUUAGAAUGGCAGGUCAGGAAAUUCCUGAAGAGGGGCGAGAAGUGGAGGAAUUUUCAGAGGAUGAUGAGGAGGAGGAUUCUGAUGAUUCUGAGUCAGAAGAUACAGCACAGCAGCAGCACAAAGAAGAAUCUCUUCCUGAUGGGGCAUCAUCAUCUCCUGCUUCCCAGCAACAGCAACCACCUCCACAGUCUGUUCCUCCUGCUCAAAUACAGGCACCUCCCAUGCCAGGACCACCCCCUCUUGGGCCACCACCUGCUCCACCAUUACGACCACCUGGGCCACCCACUGGCCUUCCCCCUGGUCCACCUCCAGGAGCUCCUCCAUUCUUAAGACCACCUGGAAUGCCAGGACUUCGAGGGCCUUUACCCCGACUUUUACCUCCUGGUCCUCCACCGGGCAGGCCUCCUGGUCCACCACCAGGCCCACCUCCUGGUCUUCCUCCUGGUCCUCCUCCACGAGGACCACCACCGAGGCUACCUCCCCCAGCACCUCCAGGCAUCCCUCCACCUCGUCCUGGUAUGAUGCGCCCACCUUUGGUGCCUCCACUUGGACCUGCUCCACCGGGGCUUUUUCCACCAGCUCCCUUGCCGAAUCCAGGGGUUUUAAGUGCCCCACCUAAUUUGAUCCAGAGACCCAAGGUGGAUGACACCAGUGCAGCCACUAUUGAGAAGAAAGCCACAGCAACCAUCAGUGCCAAGCCACAAAUCACUAAUCCUAAGGCAGAAAUUACCAGAUUUGUGCCCACUGCACUGAGGGUUCGACGAGAAAACAAAGGAGCUACUGCUGCUCCCCAAAGAAAGUCAGAAGAGGAUUCUGCUUUACCCCUUGCCAAAGCAGUCCCUAAAUCUGGCCCCUCUGCUCCUGUUUCAGUACAAACCAAGGAUGAUGUGUAUGAAGCUUUCAUGAAAGAGAUGGAGGGGCUACUGUGA
This is a messenger RNA of Phascolarctos cinereus (koala), 2444 nucleotides long. RefSeq names its product WW domain binding protein 11 (gene WBP11). NCBI's taxonomy places the organism in Eukaryota, Metazoa, Chordata, Mammalia, Diprotodontia, Phascolarctidae. Gene Ontology annotation, cellular component: spliceosomal complex. The record is from RefSeq and is a predicted model, not a curated record. Gene Ontology annotation, biological process: RNA processing.